CCAUUCCGCUUCUGGCCAGGAGGACGCGCGAUAAGGAGAUCGCGGAAGUGAACGAAAAAAAAGUGUUCUGCGAGGCAGAGCUAUCGUAUCGCGUCUUCGCAUCCUUCCCGCGAGAUAAAAUUUCCGCGCCUCAGGGAAUCAGGAAGAUCGUCCGGCUCUCGCUCGCCUCUCUGCUCUCUCGGAUCGAUAUUCCCAAAUCAUCGUGCAGAUCGUCGAUUCGAAAUCCGGAGUUUGUUUUUAUUAUAAUAAUUUCUUUGCGAUUCGCCUCACAGAUGUCCACUCGAUACUGCGAUUUUCCAGACGAUACCUGAAAUAAUACCGGAGACUUGCGGUUUUCUUCCUGAAGAGAAUCUCUACGGAGAGAGAAAAAAAGCCGCUCUUUCUUUCUCUCUGGUACCGAUAUUUAUAGACGAUCGAAGGUAUCCCGAAGGUGGCUGUCUGUUCUAUUUCCGCUGACGGGAUCAUAAAUAAUACGAGGGAUUAUCUGUCCCUGCACCCACAAGAUUACUUUGUUUCCGCUUUGAAACAAAUCUUUAAAAAUAAUUUAGGGAGUCUUCAUCUCUCUUUAUCCAGUUUCACCGCUUAGAAUACGAUUCCGAUAAAUCGCUAGGGGAUCUCUCCAUGGGGAAUAGGUCUGUUCUCUCGGCAACGAUCUUCACAAAUAAUCAAGAAUAACUUCGAAAUAGUUUCCGCUCUCGGGAUCGAUCUUUGUAAAUAAGCCGAAGGUACGCGAACCUCUCUCCGGAAACGAUCUUUGUAAGCGAUCCGGGAGAACGUCGAGUUUCUGCGGAGAGUCGGCUCUCGUGAAACAACUUGGAGAACUCGGAAUUUUACGGACGCAUCGCGUAAACGCAAUAACCGACCGAGAAACGGAGCUUCGCGUGACCGGUUCAGAACUCCGUUCAUGUCGCAGACCCCGCAAGAGAACGCCGACGCGAUGAAGGCCAAUACGGCGGCGACGAAGAUCCAGGCCAACUUCCGCGGGUACCGCGUGCGCAAGCAGCUGAAGGAAUCCACGCAGCGCCGUCGUCAGCAACAGCAGCAGCAGAAUCUGCUGCAGGACCGGCAGCGGGACCAUCACCAACAGCAGCAGCACGAGCACACGAAGCCGAAGGAGCACCUGCUGAAGAGGCAGAGCACUCGGGAAGCGCUCGAGGAGAAGUCGGCGACGAAGAUUCAAGCGGGCAUUCGCGGCUUCCUGGUGCGGAAGAGGCAGCAGGCCGUGCAGGCCGCGGCGACGAGAAUCCAGGCCGGCUUUCGUGGCUUCAGGACGCGGAAGUUGUUGAAGCAGAACGGCCAGUAGGCCGUCCCUUCCUGGAGCGUGAGAGGCGACGUGGGACGUUGACGUGUGCAAGAGUAUUUGCGGAUUCCUUUGUGAUUCCUCGGACGAGGCCCUGCGAUUGGAACGAAGAGCGCGGAAGGAAACGACGAUUUUGAU
This is a messenger RNA of Wasmannia auropunctata (little fire ant), 1438 nucleotides long. RefSeq names its product transcription activator MSS11. The record is from RefSeq and is a predicted model, not a curated record. The coding region runs from base 905 to 1303 and encodes 132 amino acids. The transcript has 2 exons. Gene Ontology annotation, molecular function: calmodulin binding. NCBI's taxonomy places the organism in Eukaryota, Metazoa, Arthropoda, Insecta, Hymenoptera, Formicidae.